UUAAAGGCGGCGCCCUCCCCCGGCUGCUCCUGUCGCCGCCCCAGCCCACGCCGCGAUGGCCGGGUCGCCGCUCCUGCCGCUCCUGCUGGCGCUGCUGCUCCGGGUCCCCGCCGAGGCGCGCGCCCCGCUGGACUCGCUCCUCCGGGGGGCGGCCCCCUGCCAGGCCGGUCUCCCGUGCCCACUGGCGCCCCUGGGGAAGCCCUCCUCGCCUCGCGUCAACGUGAGCCUCUACUACGAGGCCCUGUGCGGGGGCUGCAGGGCCUUCCUGGUCCGGGAGCUGUUCCCCACGUGGCUGAUGGUCAACGAGAUCCUCAAUGUCACGCUGGUGCCGUACGGAAACGCCCAGGAACAUAAUGUCAGCGGCAAGUGGGAGUUUUCGUGCCAGCACGGAGAGGAGGAGUGCAAGCUUAACAAGGUGGAGGCCUGCCUCUUGGACCAGCUAGAGUGGAGCGCAGCCUUCCUAACCAUCGUCUGCUUAGAGGAACUGGAUGACAUGGAGGGCAAUCUGAAGCCGUGCCUGCAGAUCUAUGCCCCGAAGGAGUCCCCCGAUGCCAUCAUGGAGUGUGCCAUGGGGGACCGCGGCACCCAGCUCUUGCACGUGAACGCCCAACUUACAGGCGCUCUGCAGCCGCCCCAUGAGUAUGUGCCUUGGGUCCUCGUCAAUGGGAAACCUUUGGAAGACAUAAACCAGCUCCUCUCCCUCGUGUGCCAGCUGUACCAGGGUGAGAAGCCAGAGCUCUGCCCAGCCCAGCCCAGCUCCCACAGGGACGUCUGCUUCAAGUGACAGCCGCUGCCUUGGAGGAAGCCGAUGGAAGCAUGAGCUCCACCCCUGACCCCUGACUCAGCGGCUACAGCUCACCAUCCAGAUAACGUACACAUCCCAUGGAGUCCAGACUCAACAUUUUACCCCACGAUCAGGAAUCUACCGCUGAGAAUGGUGCUACAUCGAAACGAGUUUAAUAAACCCUUCAAUAUCCUUCCAUUUCCCCCACCCCCGGCUGUGACAACUGCUGUUCUUUUGUUCCUAUGAGUUUUACUUUUUUAAAUUCCACAUAGAAAUAAAGUCAUACA
This is a messenger RNA of Pipistrellus kuhlii (Kuhl's pipistrelle), 1071 nucleotides long. RefSeq names its product IFI30 lysosomal thiol reductase (gene IFI30). Gene Ontology annotation, molecular function: oxidoreductase activity, acting on a sulfur group of donors, disulfide as acceptor. The transcript has 7 exons. Lineage: Eukaryota; Metazoa; Chordata; Mammalia; Chiroptera; Vespertilionidae. The record is from RefSeq and is a predicted model, not a curated record. The coding region runs from base 56 to 784 and encodes 242 amino acids. Gene Ontology annotation, cellular component: lysosome.